AUGGGCAGGAGCAGGAAGGAGAAGCGCGUCCUCAAGGUGAUCAAGGAAGGAGCCAGCAAGUCGGCCAAGGGCCUCUCUGGCAAGUACGUCCCAAAGCGUAGUGAACGAGGCGAAGGCCUCAAGUUCCCACUGGAAAUCUAUCAGCAGAUCGGCAGCUGCAAGCCGGGUACACUGAUCAAGUACGCUCCCAAUCCGAAGACGAAGGGAUCCAAGAGCUUCUCUCGAUAUGCUAAAUACGAGAAGUCCAAGACCAUCGGCGAGAGCAUCAAGAACGGAACCAAAGUUGCCGAUCUGCUGUGGGAGCUCCAACGUGGCUACCUCAAGAUCCUCGGAAGCGAGCGCUCAGAGAAAGCAGAGGUGGCAGCCAUCGGACAAAAGGCCUUCGACGAGGCCAUCUACAAGCUCAGCUCCUUCAAUGGUCCCAGGGGUAUUGCUUUUGACAUUCGCGACGAGCGUGCCGCCGCCCAGCAUCGGCUGGAUGAGGAGUGGCGAACGAAGAAGCUCCAGAAAUGCGAGCGGGUGGCCAGAGAGCUGAAGCUGCAACCCGAGUCCACGGAGCAGAUCGAAGCGAUGCACAUCCCGGAGGACCGAGACCUCCGCUUCGAGAGGCGAGUUUGCGAUGCCUGGUGCCAGAGACAAAUCCAGAAAGCGGAGAAGGAAAAGCGGAAGGUGACUCAAAAGGAUGUCGAAGAAGCGCUGAGCUUGUGGGGCUUCGGCCAGAAUGCAGGCCGCCUCAACGUUCUGCAGAAGGGCCAGAAGUACGCCUACUCCGACACGUUAGGCUGCAUUAGGAGGCUGAGCCGUGGCAUCGGCGUCACCGAAGUGACGAAGCGGUAUCCGAACUUUGGCCGUCUCCUGUGCAGAUGGCUCAAAGAUAACCUGCCCAACGAGGUGAAGGGGAAGUUUGUCUGCUCGGCCAUCAAUCUGAACGCCAACUACGGUGCGGUGCUCCACCGUGACGGGAACAACGAGGGCCCAUCCAUCAUCCGGGCCUUUGGCAACUUCAAAGGUGGAGCUCUUCGGUACUGGCCAAAGGAUCGCAAGCCAGCGAAAGCGAAAGCAGCGGUGAGGCCCAAGCUCGAAACGCUGCACCGGAAGGACUCGAAGACCUUCGAUAUCUACCGCCGCACGCUGGUCUUCGACGGAACGCGAGGACACUCGGUGGAGCCCUUCCAAGGUGUCCGUUAUUCCGUCGUCUUCUUCACCUGCAUGGGAUAUGGCAAAUGCAGCAAGACCGACACUGCCGCCCUGAAGAAGUGGGGCUUCCCUUGGCCAAGUCCGCCGAAGAUGAAGGAGCUGAAGAAGCUCGCCUUCUCUGGUGAAUUGGAGUGCAAGAGCAUACGAGAUCAGAUGUUGAAGCCGUCCGAAAUGCCGGACGAGCGGAGCCCCUUGAAGGGCCGUGGCAGACAGUUGGCACGUGCGGGCGCGGAGCCUGAACCCCCUGCACCAACACCGCCAGUGGAUGAAAACGUCACCCAGGCAGAGAAAGAUGCGCACAUCAGGCCGCGGACGUGCACUGAUGUGCUCUGCGUCGCCCUGUGGGUUGCAAGCCUGUAUGGUCUUUACUUGACCAUCAUUUAUGCCUGGGAGAAUGGGGACACAAGGCGCCUCUACCAUGGCCUGAACUGGGAAAAUCAGCUCUGCGGCAUCGACGCCGAAGUUAGCGCGAAGCCGUAUCUGUACUGGUGCACGAAGCCCAGCGACAAUGCGCUAAGCCAGGGUGAUCUGUCGGCAGCCAACCUGCCCAGCUCUAUAAGGGAUGCGGCUGGUGAUCUUAUACCCUUGGCCAAUGCAAUUCUGAGCCCUAGUGAGACGAUGGAUUUGUUGCAUCCGAUUUGUCUCGCAUCUUGCCCGCAGGACCGCAGCACAUUCCAUCCUUGUCUGCAGAACGUGGACACGCAGCAGCAGGUCCCGAGGAACUUCGACGGUAGCUUUUGGGUGAACAACACCUACAUCUCCCAUCUUGUUCAGGACAUAGAGACAACGCUCUUUGCAAAGCGCUUCUGCUUGCCGAAGGAGAACUUUCUGGUCGAGCAGCUCAACGAGACGCUGAGUGGCUCGAUGAAUGCAGUGAUGUACAAGACGCAGGAAAUCGUGAGUGCUCGCCGCGUCUACAUCCUGGCAGGAGGAUUGGCUAUCCUGAUGUGCUACUUAUACCUCUUUGCCAUUGAUCUCCUUGCAGCGCCCAUCAUCUACGGCAUGCUGCUCAUCGCCACAGCUGGGUCUUUCUUGACUUCGCUGUACUUCUUUUACGCAGCCUUGCGCAUCGAAAUAGGACAGGCCCUGUCAGUGAGCGAGGAGGCUCUGCCUAUGGUAGAAAGCACGAAUGAUCGUAACUGGGACCUGAUCGUUGGCGCAGUACUUCUUCUUAUCGGCAUCGCGGCAACUUGCUUCUGGUGCUGCAAAAAGAACUCCAUCACCUUCGUGAUUGCUGCAGUCAAAGCGACUAUUCGGAUACUUUAUGACGUUCCUCAGCUUAUCCUGCUGCCUGCGGCCGGUGCUGUCGUUCGUGGUGUUAUCUUCAUCAUCUUCUUGUGGGGUGCUGCUCUGCUGGUCUCUGCUGGAGAAGUUGAACAAGUGGAUCUCACUCAGUAUGUGCCCAAAGGCAUCGCCCGAACAUUCUCUCACUCUCAAGAUGAGUCGCUUUACAUUGCCUACUACUGCUUUUCUGUUUUCUGGAUGUGGGAGCUGCUGCUUGCCUUGGAGACCUUUGUAGCUUCCUAUACAGUGGUCAUCUGGUACAACGCCCCAUUGGCAAAUGGAAAGAAGCGGGUGCCCUGCUUCCCCGUUGUGCGAGCCUUCUUUGUGGGGCUGACAUACCAUCUCGGGAGUUUGCUUUUCGGAGCUAUCAUCCUGGCAAUCUUUCGCGGUGCUCGCUUGAUCGUGUCCUUGCUCGAAUCGCAGGUCCGUGGCAAGGGUGACGAUGAGAACGAUGCUGCGCGGACAACUGCCGCCUGCUGCUGCUGUUGUUUGUCGUGCGUGGAUCAGAUCCUGCGAUACCUCAACAAAGGAGCCUAUGUACUGAUUGCCGUGAACUCCGACAACUACUGUUCGGCUGCAGACAGGGCCUUGCGUCUCAUGGCCUCCAACAUCUUUGAGCUCGGCUUGCUGCAGGGCGCCACAAGCUUGUUCCAGGUGCUUGGGAAUGUGGCGAUUCCUGGACUCGGGGGAUACCUCACGUACUUAAUCGUUCGGCAUUUGGAGUGGUUCAAUGAUCCUGCUUCAGAUCACUUCGUGGCGCAGCCGGACCUGGUGGCAGUCGUGGGUGCCCUCAUCUGCUUGGCAGUCUCGCUGGCAUUCAUGUCCGUCUUUGACACUGUUUCUGAUGCCAUGAUCUAUGCAUACAUCACAGAUGAGGUUGACGAUCUGUUCGACUUCACACAGGAAUUCAUCGAGCGGGGCUACCAUGCAGAGUACGCCAACUGGAGAGACUCAUACCUGAAAUGGCGACAGGGCGAUGCCAAGGGAGCCAAGGGCGAAAACGCCCAUACCACGCACCUGCGAAACAGGAAGCAGCGCACCUUCGAAUACUGGUACCCGACAGUCUCCAACUUCAACUUCAGACGCACCUGUGCCUAUUGGAUUGGCGUGCUUUUCGUGGAAGGAUGUCUCUUCUUCCUUUGGCCACCUCUCUUUGAUGCCUUCUGGCCCGGGGCGCCCGCGCGGAUGAAGUUCUGGAUAAGUAAGAUUCCACUACUGGUGGGAACUUCGACCUUCGGGUCCGGCAUCUACAUGGGCUACUUAGAGCUCAUUAACAUGGACGUCGAUGUCUCGGAGCGACGGGCUAAUCUGAUCUGGUGCGAUUGGCGGGCGCUCUACAACCUCCUGCUGGAGGCCAAGGAGGACAAUGGUGAAGGUGGAGGCGAGAUCGGUGACGAUGGCGAAAGCUCCGCUGGCAGCGAGGUCUUCUGGUAUCAGCCGCUUUCCUCCAUCCUCGGAUGGGUGAUCUACAUGAGUGGCGCCCUCCUGUUCCAGAUGGCAAACACCGCCGACCUCUUUGACAUGCCGCAGGAGAUGCAUGUCACCAUCGUGGAGUGGCCGCUGAUCUUCGGAGGCCUGUGCUUCUUCUUCGGCGGCAUUGCAGAGGUAGUCCACAACCGCUGCUGGGCAACUCCACCAGACACUUUUGUGUGGUGGUCUUCUGUGUUGAACUUCUUUGGUGGCAUCGCUUUCUGGCUGUGUGCCUGCCCGGAGAACCUGGGCGACCUCACCACUCCGAUUGGGGUAGGAGGUACAGUGCUGUACCUGAUUGGUGCCGUGCUGGGAUUAUGUAUGUGGCGUGGGGAGCAAUUCGGCUUGAGCCUGAUCUCAAACUUGAACAGAGUGCAGCGUGUGGACGGAACGAAGAUCGCGGUCCGGACACAUGCCGAAACGGGUGUCAGUGAGAUCAUGCCAAUCAACCCGCAGGCUCUUCAGCUGGAUGACACCCAAAAUGCUUUGCAGCCCAAAUUGUCCUGGCGCGGACUUGUCUUCGUGCUACUGUGUGUUCUGUGGGGCACAGCGUCGAUCCUGCACGUUUUUGCAGUUCCAGCUGCACCAUGGGAGUUUGAGUCCACAUCAAGGACCUAUCGAAGGCACUUGCUUUCGCAGGAAAUGACGAGCAUCGUCCAUGCCAUUGGCGCUCAUCUCAUCAUACUCCUGAACUCUGCAACCGUCACUGUGCCGGCGGAGGAGCCGUUUCGCUUCAUGACGCUUGCCUUACGGCUUCUUGUGGCUGUGAUGACCGCACAGUCAGUCUUAUCGAACUGGACGUUCCUGAUUGAUGAGCACGACUGA
Messenger RNA from Symbiodinium sp. CCMP2456, 4776 nucleotides. NCBI's taxonomy places the organism in Eukaryota, Dinophyceae, Suessiales, Symbiodiniaceae. The record is from the annotation of a GenBank genome assembly.